GGUGGAGCUCUCCUUCGGCCGCCUCGGCCUGCUGCGGGAGGGGGGCGCGCUGGAGGAUCUGCUGGCGAGGCGGCGGGAGUUGAUUCUGGAGGCCGCGCCCCCGGCGGCCCUGCUGCGGGCGCUGCGCGACGAGGAUAGCGGCCUGCUGCCACCGUGGCUGCUGCGCUCCGAGGAGGCAGAGCUCGCCUUGCUGCGCGCGCUCGCGUCGCGGCUGUCGCGGCCUGGUGGCACUGGCGCGGAGGCCUUCGCAGACCCCUUCACCUGCCUGGACGUGCUGGUCCGAAGAGGGAACGUUCCGACAGCCUUCCUCGAGUCUUUGUGCGCGUGGUCUCGGCGGAUGCUUCGCCGCUUCGGCAACCCAUCGACUGCGCCCACAGCGGCUCAGCUUUGCGCGCUGGACGACGCCUGCGAGGCGAGGGGCGUACAGGGCGCGCCCAGGCACGACCUGGACCUGGCCAUCCGGGCCCUGGUGGUGUUCGGUGGGCCGCGCGAGGGUGGCCGCGCGGGCGCGGGCGCGCCGGGCGCCCUGGACGCCGCGGACGCCGCGGACGGCGGGAGCGGCGGCUCGGCCAGCGAGCGUGCAGACAAAGAGUGCGGGGCGGGUGCCGUCCGCCGGCUGGGAGGGCGUCGGCCGGCCCGGGUCGCUGCGUGAUUCGAUGAUCCUCAGGUCGGGU
Prorocentrum cordatum is the source of this 674-nucleotide messenger RNA. The record is from the annotation of a GenBank genome assembly. Lineage: Eukaryota; Dinophyceae; Prorocentrales; Prorocentraceae.